CAUGGGAGGAAACUUCCGAUUCGCUGGAAUAAAAAGAGCAGAGAAGACGCUGCACCUCCAGACACCACGAAGACGCAGGCCAGCCGGUUCCCGUCAGGAGCAACGAUGAGCAACCAACUAAAGAGCUCAGAGGAAUCCCAGAUCAGGAUUCUGCUUCUGGGACAAACUGAAUCUGGGAAAGAGUUUGUUAGAGAAGCCAUCCAGACGCAGUUCGACGAAGGGAGUGAACGUUGUCCCGAACCCGAAUGGGAUCUGAAGACAGGAACCGUCAUGUCAGGUCCUGUCUUCUUGGGAAAACCCGUUGAGGUGACGAUUCUGAAUUAUCGUUGUCUGCAUUACAGCAACAAAGAGAAGACCUUAAAUGUCAAGAAAACGAUCAAAGAAGACAUGGAGCUCAUCAAACCGGGCCCUCAUGUGAUCAUCUGGGUUUCAAAGGAAACAAAUGACAAAGAUUUCAACAAAGAAUAUAAACUGUUGGGAGCUUUUAGUGAGGGUUUCAAGACAGCUAAUCGUCACAUCCUGUUUGUGUUUCUUAAAGAUGAAAAGGUUAAAAUGUCUGUUGACCCGGCCCAGAAAGUGGCCUGGGAACACAAAACAUGUAAGGAAUUGGGGGAAACUCUGCUUAAGGACGUCGCUGAGAAGCGCGACAACGGAGGCCACCUUCACAUGGAUUUGCUUAAAUACCGGCUGGACGAUUUCAUCAACGAGCUGGGAAAAAAUCCUGGAAUAUCCAUGUUUAAUAAACUAGCAGAUGAAUGCUUUUCAAUGGUUAAAAAAAUUUUGCUGAAAGAGUAAAAUGACGCAGAAGCCUAUUUCUGCAAAGCUUCUUCAGUUCCUGUUUGUCCUGCUGCAGCUGCAGGUUGUUGGUUCAAUCCCCAGUCUGCUCCUUUGUUUUUGGGAGGUGGUGGUGCAGUUUUAGCUUUAACUGUUUAUUCUGCUGCAGCUGAAUCAAUCAUUUGUUUCUGUUUCUCUGUAUGAUCAUCAAUAAAACUCAGUCUGUCUGCACUGA
Messenger RNA from Poecilia latipinna (sailfin molly), 1009 nucleotides. RefSeq lists its product as uncharacterized. The record is from RefSeq and is a predicted model, not a curated record. Bases 106 to 795 code for a protein of 229 amino acids. The transcript has 2 exons. NCBI's taxonomy places the organism in Eukaryota, Metazoa, Chordata, Actinopteri, Cyprinodontiformes, Poeciliidae.